AUGGUUUCAAAGUUGGGUUUGAAAACUGAGAAGCACCCAACUCCAUAUAAGAUCGGAUGGAUCAAGCGGGGAACUGAGACACUAUUUGACGUGGAUGCCCAGCAGCAAGGAAGAGCCAAUGUCUACACUAUCUUUAGGGAUGGUCGGAAGAUAACAUUUCAACCCUUACAAGAAGUCGAAAAUUCUACUCAUUCCAAGGGAAAGCCGGUCCUCCUAUCCACUGGAUCAAAAUAUAUAGAAGAAGUUAAGGAGGCCCAAGACAUCAUAGCAUUGGUGACCGAGGGAACCCCGGGCUCCAUCUCACAAGAAGUUCCCGAGAUAAUGCGACUGAUGUUAGAAGAAUUUCAAGACAUCAUGUCUAAAGAGAUGCCCGAAGGACUGCCGCCCAUGAGAGAUAUCCUGCACUAUAUUGACUUAGUGCCAGGAGCAAGUCUCUCGAACUUGCCACAUUAUCGAAUGAGCCUAAAGGAGAAUGCUAUUUUGCAAGAGCAUGUAGAGGGGUUAAUUCGGAAGGGACACUUGUGA
This is a messenger RNA of Corylus avellana, 525 nucleotides long. NCBI's taxonomy places the organism in Eukaryota, Viridiplantae, Streptophyta, Magnoliopsida, Fagales, Betulaceae. The record is from RefSeq and is a predicted model, not a curated record.